CGAACGAUAAAAUGGCCUCCGUCGAGGACGCGGGCGCGAGCCCUUCGACUCGCGAGCGCGACGACGCGAACGCGAGCCGCCUCGCGAAGCGCCAGCGCGUCGUCGUCGCCGCGGACCGCGCGCCCGAGUCCUCGAAAGACGAGGCUUAUCGCCAACGUCCGUCUUCGUCUACGACGCGGACGCUCGCGCGCGUCUGGCGCGUCCCCCCGGGGUCGCCGCCGCCGCUCCUGUCGAAGGAGCCCAGGGCGUCGGAGAGCGCGAGCGACGGCGCGGAGGGCGCCGGCGCCGGCGGCGGCGACGCCGGCGGCGGCGGCGGCGCGGCCGCCGGCGACGACGCCGACGCCCCCGCGGACGAGAUGGACGGCGACGAGGCGUUCGCGCGUAAGCUCCAGGAGGAGGAAAACGCGCGGUGGCGCGCCGAGCGCGAACGCGCCGCGGAACGCGCCGCGGAGUGGCGCCGCUCGCAGGAAGCGCUCGAGGCGACGCUCGCGGAGGUGGACGACGAGUUCGGCGACUCCGACGACGACGGCGACGACGACGACGACGCGAACGGGUUCGACCUCGAGAACGCGCUCGCAGACGCCGCGGCGGGCGCCGGCGGCGGCGCCGGCGGCGGCUCCGCGGACCCUGAACGCGCCGCGAGGGACGCGCGACGACGGACGACCGCCGCGGCGAGACGCGCGCGAGUGAUGCAACUCCACCAGAUCAUGGGCGCGCUGCAUCAGCGCGUGUACGCGCUGCAAGGUGUCGCGGGAGCGCGGCCGGAGAUCGCCGCGCUCGCGAUGAGCGACAGGGACUUCGACGAGGACGACUACGAGAGGCUGCUCGCGCUGGACGACGACGUGAAACGACGCGGGGUGUCCGCCGCCGCGCUCGCGCGCAUCCCGGUGUUUCAGUGGAAGGAGAAUGGGGAGGAGGAAGCGACCGCGGUCGAGGGCGCGACGGCGCCGGGACCAGGUCCGGGACCGGGACCCUCGGAGGACGCGCCGGCGCCGGCGCCGCCGCCGGCGAAGAAGGCGGUUCGCGUCUGCGAGACGGACGCGAGGUGCGCCGUGUGCCUCGAGACGUACGUCGCCGGGGAUGCGCUCCGCAGGCUGCCGUGCCUGCACGCGUACCACAAGGACUGCGUCGACCAGUGGUUCGCGCGCAGCGUGGAGUGCCCGGUGUGCAAGCACGACGUGAACCAAGACGACGUCGCGGCGUGAGCGACGACAGACGCCGAAAACCAAACGCGAGGGACGCGUUCAUUCUUUCUCUUUCUCUUCGCUGAAGAUGUUGUACGAGUACGAUGUACCGAGUAGCCUACGUCUCCGACGCCGUCGGAAUUUUAUACGAGACGAGUGUACCAUC
Molecule: messenger RNA, 1350 nt
Organism: Micromonas pusilla CCMP1545
Lineage: Eukaryota; Viridiplantae; Chlorophyta; Mamiellophyceae; Mamiellales; Mamiellaceae
Exons: 2
Coding region: 12-1205 (397 amino acids)
Biological process (GO): ubiquitin-dependent protein catabolic process
Molecular function (GO): ubiquitin protein ligase activity
Source: RefSeq, a predicted model, not a curated record